AAAAUAUAGAGAUUGCUUCAUCUAUGAAAAGGCAGGUUAUUGAAACUAGCACUGGGUCGCAAAAGUCAUCCAGCCCCACCAAAACUGGUAUGCUAUCUCGGGAAUCUUCGUUCAAGAGCAUGGAUAAGGGAAAAACAAAGCCAGCUAAUCAACUAUUUUAUGCUAAUCUAUCUAAUAACGAUAUUCUGGAAACUGCACGCUCUCCUAGAACUGGUCCACAACUUCAAACACCCAAGGGUACCUUGUUAAAAUCCAAUUCGUUCAGUACCAUAAAUACCAAACCUAAAGUGAAACUUGUAGAUGAAGUUGUUCCACAAAAACAGAAGGGGGCUAAGGAAUAUUCUUCCAUUAAUGCAAAGGAAGGUCCUGCGAGAAUGAUGGGCAAAUCUAUGUCAUUUAAAUCUUUAGGCCGUCCAAAUGGCAGUGAUUCAAAAGUAAAAAUGCUUUCAUCUAAUUUUUCUCAUACUCAUGAAUUAAAAGGGUCCAAGGGAAUGAAAGAGAAGAGUACAUUUGAAAGGAAAAAUUUGGCUAAAUUGGAUCGUUCUCAUGUGUGUUCAUUGACAACACCUAAAGUUGAUCAAAAGUUAACACCUCGUGGUGGUGAUGCUGUUUCUUUGCCAUCUGUGCCUAGCAACCGUGAAUCAAGGGGUUUACACUCUGAUGGGAAAUUAAGUACCUCGACCAAAUUAGCUCGAAACCGUGUGGAAGUUCCACUUCCUUCUGUUGGUGCUACCAAUGGUUCCGAGAAAACGUUCAACCAGAUUAGCCCUAAGGAUGAACCAUCUUUGACUUCUUCUUGGACUGUUGAGAGACCUCCCGGCAAUUUUAAUGGAAACCCAGAUGAUGGGUUACCUCGGCUGCAGGAGUCAACAAAUCAGGCUGAAAAAACUAGGGAUGGGUCUAUCAGUCACUUAAGGCAUCCUAUUAUUUCUGGAUCAAAAGGUUUACCUUGUCAAAAAUGUAAAGAAGUAUGUCAUACUGUAGAUAAUUGUCCAACUGACAAUGUGUGGGGUUCUGGCUCUGAUAUAUCUGCAACAAGAAAUCCUAGAGAGGAGAUGAACAAAGGUAAUAAAGUGAAAGCUGCAAUGAAAGUGGUUCGCAAUAUGCCUGGAUUUGGGAAGAACAGACUUGAUCAGUCAGAUGGUUUUUCUGGACCUGGCAUGGAUGCUCAAGGUCAUUUACCAGUUUCAAAUAAACUGAAAAAUUCGUGUCCUGCUGAAGGAACACACGAAGUACAGGGGAGUUUUAGUUCUGAUUCAUACAAACAAGCUACAAAUAAUGAGAAGCAGCUUGCUGCUCCUUCCAGUGAGACAGGGUUUGCUCCCACAUUAGGGGACUCGGAUAGUAAUGUUCCCUCUGUUGCAAAACAGACUAUAAGGGACUGGUCCAGUAAUUCUUUGGCAGCCAUACCUCUUAUUUUAAAUAUCUCAGCCAUACCAGAGCAUGAAUUUAUCUGGCAGGGACUUUUUGAGGUGCAUAGAGGUGGUAAACCCCCAGAUUUAUAUGGUGGAAUUCAAGCACAUCUAUCAACUUUAGCAUCACCUAGAGUUCCUGAAGCGGUUAACAAAUUUCCUGGAAGAGUUCCCUUGAAUGAGGUACCUCGCUUGAGCACAUGGCCAGCACAGUUUCAUGGAAGUGGUGCGAAAGAAGAUCACAUUGCUCUUUACUUUUUUGCCAAGGAUCUCAAUAGUUACGAAAAGAGCUACAAGGGUCUGGUGGAUAGCAUGAUUAAGAAGGAUUUAGCCCUGAAAGGAAAUAUUGAUGAUGUCGAGCUAUUGAUCUUUGCAUCCAACCAACUUCCUGAGAAUUGCCAACGUUGGAAUACGUUAUUUUUCCUGUGGGGAGUAUUCCGAGGAAGGAGAGAAAGUUUUUCGAGUUCAUUCAAGAAUCCAUGUAUCCGUGGUAUGGAUGUUGGGUCAACGGGAAAAGAUAUCUCCUCUGAUGUUUUGUCUCAGAAUCACUGUUCUUCUAAACAAGGAGUAAAAGAAUCAUCGACAAAAGCCAUGGCAUCCAAAGCUCCUGAGAAAACAGGUCUAACUGCAAAUGGCAGUGGUAAUAAUCAAGUGUCUUCCCUUGAGCAGACUUAUCUUGGUUCAGAAGCACGACCAGAAGUGAAAUUUACCAGCCAUUCUCUGGAAGAACAUGAUUGUUCAACAUUUAGACUGGAAGUAGGGUCUGGACCAUCUGCUCAGACAAAUGGAACGAAUUCUGGUUCAGAUGGAGGUAAAAAGGCGCGAUUUCAUUUUAGUGCUUUAGAAAGAACGUCUAAAAAGGUUCCCCCUGUUGGUAACCAAGAGGUAGCUGUUGUGCAUGUGAAUAUCAAUGAGGAGCAUACGAUAGAGAGAAGGGGUAAUGAUGGAACCAUGGUUAAAUUGGAAAGCAGCUCUGAGGAGGAUGACCGGCAGAUAGAUGCAGAAAAUUCGCUAGUGAGAGAUCUAAACUGUUGGCAGACCAGAGAUCGGAAGCGGCCACAUCUGGAUCUCACAGAACCGCAGACUUCAUCUGGCACAAGUCAUGAAACUUCUUGGAACGAAAUAGGGAAUGCAUUUAUAGAUGGAGAAUCUGUGAGUAAGAAGCUGAAAACAGGUUUCAGUGAAGUAUAUGGAUGUAAUAGCUCUAGAGAUAUAACUUCUUUUAGCGAUGGUUUUGAAUCAGACUUGCGUGAUUUAAGACCGGGUUCUUCAAGUGGACAAAGAUAUAAGAAAGCUUGUGAUGAGAGAGAUAUCCCCACAGACUUCGGGGGUGCUGAAAGGUACUUCUUUCCUGUGUGUUCGCAACAUGUAAAAGGUUUUCAAUUGGGGAACACCUCUAUGCCGUUGAAAGAGCUCUCAUCAGAGGAUGAGGAUCAAAUUAAUGAUGCGGUGCCAAGUCUCGAACUUGCUUUAGGGGCUGAGAGAAAAUUGCCAAACAAAGGAAUCCUGCCUUUCUUUGUUGGAAUGGCAGAACAACCUACUAAUGAGGGCAAGCCUCCAGAUAAGGUUAAGAUUAAGGAAGAGGAGGAGGAAGUCUCUGCUUCCCUUUCCCUUUCCCUUUCUUUCCCGUUUCCGGACACGGAACGGACAAUGAAACCUGUUUCAAAGAAAGAGCAGCUUCUGCCUGAAAGGCAUUCUGUGAAUACUUCGCUGCUCCUCUUUGGCAGCCUACCAGACAAAUAGAUCCAUGCAAUCGUCACAAUAUGUAAUAUUAUUGUGCCUCCUGGAUGCCAAUGUCAGUAAGUGUAACAAGGUCAUGUUAGAUGAUCUUCUGAUGGGCUUUAUAGGAGUAGUGGCCCUCCAUCUGUGCAUAACCCAUACAGGACUUUGCUAAUAAUUCUCUUUUUACCCUUCUCAGUUUUUUUUUUUGUCUUUAUCCUUUUUUUUGGGGUGCAUAGUUACGGCUGUUUGUAUAUAAAGAGAACCAAAAGCCGGCACAGCAGUAGAAAUUUGCAGACAAAUGUGUUGAUCAUUAAGAGUUUUGUCUUACUUCAA
Messenger RNA from Carica papaya (papaya), 3467 nucleotides. Lineage: Eukaryota; Viridiplantae; Streptophyta; Magnoliopsida; Brassicales; Caricaceae. The record is from RefSeq and is a predicted model, not a curated record.